Molecule: messenger RNA, 1314 nt
Organism: Eurytemora carolleeae
Lineage: Eukaryota; Metazoa; Arthropoda; Copepoda; Calanoida; Temoridae
Exons: 8
Coding region: 109-1044 (311 amino acids)
Biological process (GO): BMP signaling pathway; SMAD protein signal transduction
Cellular component (GO): extracellular region
Molecular function (GO): growth factor activity; cytokine activity
Source: RefSeq, a predicted model, not a curated record
UACUGCAUUCUCAGCUCAACUACCAGGCCAGUUCCACUGUUUUCUGGUUCUCACUGUAUUUCUAGCAACUAUAAUAAACAUAAAGAAUGUGUGACCUCUAUAAGUUAUAUGACCUCCUCUACCUUCUGGUGGCCCCUUAAUCAAGUGUCUGGUAGUCAUUUUGUCUGGCUAAUUUUCUGCCUUCACACAAACAAAGGAGAAUCCUUGCCUAACUCAGGCUUUAGUGCAGAGGAUAAAAAGUUGUUAAAGGAAGAAAGCUUACUCGAAGAUAUCUACUAUCAGCUUGGGAAUCCAAAAACUACAAUUCCUGAAACCCCUCAAAUCAGGAGUAUCAAAAACCUGCUUCAAACCUUUAAAGCGCCUCCAGUAGUUCUAGCUAGAGAAUGGAAAAAGCUAUCUCUUCCCUUGGAAAGCCUUGACAAGUUUGAAAAUAACAUUGCGAGAUGCGUGUUGUGGAUUCCUGAGGACUGGCUGGAGAACGGAUCAAUCAAAAUAAGAAGAUUCAACCUUCUCCCAACUACCACUGAAGGAGCUUGGAAAGGGUUCGUUGUGACUAGAUAUGUUCUGAAUCACAUGAGAAGAUCACUCAAGGUUCUCAACAUCUUGGGUCUGAAGAGUUCUGCCUCCUUGUUCAAAAAUGCGUUCCUUGAAAUACAAUCUGAAAAGGAACGUAACAAGCGGUCAACCGACUCAAGACUAUGUAGUACAGAGGAGCAGAGCUGCUGUCUGUCCUCUGUAUCGGUUAACCUGACGUCUAUUGGUUGGGAUUUUGUACUAAAUCCUCAAGUGAUAGAAUUCACAUACUGCGGAGGACACUGUGAUCCAUUCAGAGUUCCUCCAGGAAUGUUUGUUCCACAGAUGGCAGCACUCAGAUGGAAAAUCCACAUGAGUGGUCUGCACAACCUGCCAGCACCCUGCUGUUCCCCAAGGGAGUAUGGAAACCUCGAAAUCCUCUACUUUGACAACCUCCAACCUGAUGGCAGUGUUGAGGUUAAGUCUGGAACCCUACAAAACGUCCUCGCCACAUCCUGCAGAUGUAGCUGAAUGCUUCAGUAUCCAUGGCUGGAUUUAAUUUAGUUAAAUCAUUUAUUCUCACAAAAAAAUGUAAAUUCAACGGAUAAUAUCCUGUUUAUAUCAAUUAAACUUAGAAAAUUAGAAUGAUUUAGACGAAGUUGUAGCAUUGGGGAAAACCAGCCUUUAUAAUAAAAUUGUAUAUUUAUAAACCAGAUAAUUUGAAGUUGUAAUAUAUUUGAUACAAGUACAACACAAUAAUAUAUGACCUAUCUUUCAACGUUGUAAACACAUUGAUAUAAG